AUGGUCGCUUGGAGAUACGCAUUUUAUCUUCACUUGGCACUCCUGACUUUUGCUAUUUUACUGCUGAAUGUUGCAAGUAUUCCAUAUCUACUGGUUGGGGCUGUACCCAUGGUGGUAGGAUUUGGUUAUCUUAGAAAUUAUUAUCUACGAACUUCAAGGGACAUCAAGCGUCUAGAAGCAAUAAACCGCAGUCCUGUUUAUUCCCACAUCUCAGCGAGUAUUGAUGGUCUGAUAACUAUACGAGCCUUUGAAGCAGAAGCAAGAUUCAUUUCAACUUACUAUGACUAUCUGGACUUUCACUCGUCAAGCUACUUUUUAUUUCUCACCACUCAAAGAUGGCUUGGUUUCCGACUCGAUAUAAUCUGUGCUUUGUUUAUGGCUUUUUCUGUGAUUGGAAGCCUGGUCACCUUGGAAACAGGAACAGCUAUCAGUGCAAGCGUCGUUGGUCUGUGCCUUAUUUAUGCUAAGAUGUUGACUGGGAUGUUUCAAUGGUGCACCAGACAGAGUGCUGAAGUAGAAAAUCUGAUGACAUCUGUAGAACGUGUUGUAGAAUAUUCACAUUUGGAGCCCGAAUCUGAACCCUCGAAACCUGCUCUAAUCCCAGAGGACUGGCCUCAACAUGGAACAAUCACAGCUGAAAAGGUCUUCUACUCACAUCACAAAUCACUACCAUAUGUACUGAAAAACUUGAACUUCGAUAUAAAACCACAAGAAAAGGUUGGUAUUGUUGGUCGUACCGGGGCAGGCAAGUCAUCACUACUAGGAAUGCUGUUUAGACUGAAUAUUCCUGAGGGACUUGUUCAAAUUGACUCAUUGCCAAUCACAGAUAUCAAACUUCAUGACCUAAGAAGUGCCAUAGCUAUUAUUCCGCAGGAUCCAGUUCUCUUCAGCGGUACACUUCGAAAGAACCURGACCCGUUUGGCAACUACACCGACGAAGACUUAUGGAAUUCUUUAGAAGAAGUCCAGUUAAAGGAAUCUAUUGAGGAAUURCCCGAUGGAAUAGAGACUCACUUGGCUGAAGCAGGCUCAAACUUUAGUGUUGGUCAACGGCAACUUAUAUGCUUAGCGCGUGCUAUUUUGAGUCAUAACAAAAUCCUGGUCAUUGACGAGGCAACGGCAAAUGUGGAUCACAACACCGACUCUUUGAUACAGGAAACGAUACGAAACAAGUUCAAGGACUGCACAGUAUUAACGAUUGCUCAUCGAUUGAAUACGAUCAUGGACUCGGAUAGAGUCAUGGUAAGUACUGAUCGACUGCACAGUAUUAACGAGUGCUCAUCGAUUGAAUACGAUCAUGGACUCGGAUAGAGUCAUGGUAAGUACUGAUCGACUGCACAGUAUU
This is a messenger RNA of Exaiptasia diaphana, 1345 nucleotides long. RefSeq names its product multidrug resistance-associated protein 4. Gene Ontology annotation, molecular function: ATP binding; ABC-type transporter activity; ATP hydrolysis activity. The transcript is spliced from 8 exons. Gene Ontology annotation, biological process: transmembrane transport. Gene Ontology annotation, cellular component: membrane. Bases 1 to 1311 code for a protein of 436 amino acids. The record is from RefSeq and is a predicted model, not a curated record. NCBI's taxonomy places the organism in Eukaryota, Metazoa, Cnidaria, Anthozoa, Actiniaria, Aiptasiidae.